UCUUAUUUCUCCAUAAUUCCAUCUCUACUAUGUCCUUUUAGUUUGCACCCAUGUUUCUUCACUUCAACUCCAUCUUACUCUCCUUCUUUUGUGUAGUUAUUCAUCUUCAUCCACACCCACAAUCAUGGUGCUAAAUUCAAUAUCUGAGACCCAAACACCCCCAAUAACCCCACCAUGCUAAUGGCACCAUCACUUGUACCCCCAACACCCUCAUUUUAUAAUUCUUUUCAUAACUUCAACUGCUAUUGGAACAUGAAUCACCCCACUUCUUCAACCGAUAAACUCCUUCCUCAAAUUUUGGAGGAGAGUAAGAACUAUAAUGAGACCAAUGAUGUUGACAUUGAGGACAAAGAUGAGGAUGUUAAAGAGGAAGAGGAACCAUUUGUGAAGACAUGGAACAUGAGGCCGAGAAAGCUUGACAAGGAGCAAAAAAUUAAGAAUGAUUUGGUAAAUGCAAAUAAGUCACGGCGUAGAGUGACUCGUGGUCAAGGUAGGCCUAAAGUUCAAGGAUUAGUGCUUAGGGAAAAGGCUGUGGUUGCACCAAACAUGAAUGUGGAAGUGGUGUCGAAGAUGUCGGUGUUUUCGAUUACACUUAAGGCAAAAGAGAUUGAGAAGGAUUUCAUUUGCAUGACCAGGGCCAUGCCACCGAAGAAGCCUAUGAAGAGGCCAAAGAGGGUGCAGAAACAACUAGAUGCAUGCUUUCCAGGAUUGUAUUUAUCUUGUGUCCCUUGAGUUGUAUGAAGUUCUUGAUCCCC
Abrus precatorius (Indian licorice) is the source of this 755-nucleotide messenger RNA. RefSeq lists its product as uncharacterized. NCBI's taxonomy places the organism in Eukaryota, Viridiplantae, Streptophyta, Magnoliopsida, Fabales, Fabaceae. The transcript has 2 exons. The record is from RefSeq and is a predicted model, not a curated record. Bases 175 to 732 code for a protein of 185 amino acids.